This is a messenger RNA of Truncatella angustata, 1128 nucleotides long. RefSeq lists its product as uncharacterized. Lineage: Eukaryota; Fungi; Ascomycota; Sordariomycetes; Amphisphaeriales; Sporocadaceae. The record is from RefSeq and is a predicted model, not a curated record. The coding region runs from base 338 to 1012 and encodes 224 amino acids. The transcript has a single exon.
ACGCUCGUAGUUGAGCAACGUUUAGUUUGCGUGUUCCUUGCCAAACCUCUUUCUCAGGCCUUGUCCUUUUCCACGUUGGACUGGACGACGUCGAAGCUUUCGGUGUCAUUGCAUCAGCGCAUGUCGCUUAGACGCUAUACUGUCUGAUUGUGCAACGCUGGGGCACCACCCAAGCUGGCUGGUCCUGUACCGCUUGAUACUCAGUUGCAGAUACCGUUUGCUUGAUUUCGGAUUCCUUUUUGAAAGAAACCCUCCCUCAGAUCUGGACAGCAACAUAUAUCACCCAUGUUUGCUGACUUUUACGCCAUCUCCUUCAUCCCUUGUUGAAUCUAGCUAAAUGGAAUUGUCCAAGAACAUUCCAAUCGAUUCACAGAGGGUUGUGGAGCCACAACACACUCGUAAUCGCCCUCCGCAUCGUAAUGACGAGAACGUCCACUCUACCCAAGUCGACGGCCCAGCGAAUAUGCCAACUCGUCCAACCCCGAAGCCUAGCCCUUGCCCUUCCAUUGCCGGCGUGACCGAUAUGGAACUUGAUCUCGGAGGCAUACAUUUGCACGACUGCGGCAAAAUCGCUAGAUAUCCGCCUUCGCUUGAGAGCGACAGUACACUGUCAGCAAAAACAUACGUCAACCAGGACUUGAAAAAUCAAGUUGACUCGAUCGACUGGAUGCUCCAGAGAGCCGUCGAGCCUACUCAGCUCACAGUCCUUGCUCUGCAAACUCUCGACUAUGGCAACAAUACCCAUGGCUACCACCACGACCUUACCGAGUGGUGCGAGAAUGGAAACAUCUUCGUACACGGUCGUCUCCAUGCCAAGUUGAGCGACUCUAUCCUCCUGCCUCAAAGAGCCAGGAGCCAUAUCACGGAGCUCACUAGCUCAUCCUAUGACAUGCUGUUGGAUGUCACUGCCGCAAAUGGCACAGAUAAUGACAUCAGUGGAACUGGUGCGGCCUUCCACGACGUCCCACGAGCUCCGAGUUUCGAAGACGAUGUCGACAUGAUGGGGACAUGAUGUAUUAUACAGUUGAUGAUGGAUGAAAUUUUAACGUUGCGGAGUUUGGGGUUUGAAAAGGCGAGGUUGAUAUCUUUUGGUUUGAAUUGGUAUAAUCCUGUUGGAACUACUCUCUU